Messenger RNA from Lolium rigidum, 826 nucleotides. RefSeq lists its product as uncharacterized. Lineage: Eukaryota; Viridiplantae; Streptophyta; Magnoliopsida; Poales; Poaceae. Bases 79 to 621 code for a protein of 180 amino acids. The transcript has 2 exons. The record is from RefSeq and is a predicted model, not a curated record.
UGGAGCUCGCCGGUAUGCCUCGACAACACCUGUGAAAUCUACACCCGGCACACCCGAGAGGCGCGUGCAGAUGGACCCAUGGGACGCUUCUACACGCCCUAUGUCCAGCCGAGGCGAGGCGCCCUCGUCGGAGAUGCGGUCUACUUCACUGUUCGGCGGGGCAACGCAAUCGUCAAGUAUGACUUGGGAAAGGACCGCUUAUCCAUGAUUGACCCGCCGCAACAUUGCUUGGUGCACGGCAUUGCUGUCACGGCAGUGGAGAACUACACUUCACUGGGCUUUACCUGCAUUCAGGAUUCCACCCUUCAUACGUGGUCAAGGAAGGGGGAUACAGAAGAAACUGCAGAAUGGGUACAAUACAGGGUCAUCGAGCUGGAGAAAACAAUACCUGUUACCAAUCCUGAAGACGAACGAUCCGUGGUCGGCUUUGCAGAGGGUGUGGGUGUCAUCUUCGUUUGCUCAGGUGCUGGCUUAUUCAUGAUCAAGCUCAAUUCUGGGCAGGUUAAGAAGGUUGAUGAGCCCGGAGAAUACUUUAGCGUGCUGCCCUACAUGAGCUUCUACCUUCCAAAAACAGGCAAUGGUGGUGGACAUGAUGCUACUGAUCUUCUGCACAGUACUUAAGAGGAUUGCCCAGUUAGAUAUGCUGUUGUGAUGUACUGGUUGGGCAGGUAAGUUUAUGUUCUGCAUGUAUGUUGAGUUAUCGGAUCUGUUCCAUCAAAUAAUGUACUGCUAUCCUUUCCUUAUGUUAGUGUAGUCUCUUCUCCCUCUAGACCCUCCAAUGACCGAUGACUUAGAACCAUUCCUCAUUCUCUAUUGACAUGCUAAG